AUGGCUCUCGCCGAAUUAUGUGGAUUAGAUACCCAGUUCAGGUUCAACUUAAGGAAGAAUGCCCUGCCAAUGGAAGCUGACAUUGCCCAGUUCACUGGAAAUCUGUUCGAUAACUGUCAGCUUGCCAUCCCACCCUACGCAAACCCUGCCGAAGCCCUGUCUACUAUUCAACAAGAUGAAUUAGGAAAUGAUAUCCGUAUGCAUUUCGACCAUGGUACCACCACUCUUGGCUUCCGUUAUCAGGGUGGUGUUCUCCUUGCUGUAGAUUCACGUGCUACUGGAGGUUCAUUCAUUGGUUCUACUGACAUGAAGAAAAUUGUGGAGCUAAAUGAGUACUUGCUUGGUACUCUUGCUGGUGGUGCUGCUGACUGUGUCUAUUGGGACAGAGUUCUUGCCAAACACUGCCGACUGUAUGAACUGCGCAACCGUGAGCGCAUCUCAAUUGCAGCAGCCAGCAAGCUCAUGUCCAAUAUGGUGUACAAUUACAAGGGUAUGGGCUUGUCUAUGGGUAUGAUGAUUACUGGUUGGGACAAACGAGGGUCUUCCCUCUACUAUGUGGACAGUGAAGGCACUCGCUCAAAGGGAGAUUGUUUCUCAGUUGGGUCCGGAUCUGUACAUGCCUUUGGUGUGCUUGAUUCUGGGUAUCAUUGGGAUCUUACUGAUGAAGAAGCCUAUGAUCUUGGACGGCGUUCAAUUUACCAUGCCACUUUCCGUGAUGUUGCAUCUGGUGGAUUGAUCAGAGUGUACCAUGUCACUGAAAAGGGAUGGAAGUGCAUAUCUAUUGAUGAUGCUAAUGACCUUCACUACAAGUAUGAAGAUGAAAGGAAGCCAAGAUCCUAAGAUGUAUGAUGCAACAAUUUGAAUGCGACUAUCCUGAACUUACUUUGUAUUAUUCCUUUAAUAUAAUUUGAUUCUUUAAUUA
Thrips palmi is the source of this 922-nucleotide messenger RNA. RefSeq names its product proteasome subunit beta type-5 (gene Prosbeta5). The record is from RefSeq and is a predicted model, not a curated record. Bases 1 to 840 code for a protein of 279 amino acids. Gene Ontology annotation, molecular function: threonine-type endopeptidase activity. Gene Ontology annotation, cellular component: proteasome core complex. NCBI's taxonomy places the organism in Eukaryota, Metazoa, Arthropoda, Insecta, Thysanoptera, Thripidae. The transcript is spliced from 5 exons.